Molecule: messenger RNA, 1912 nt
Organism: Phyllostomus discolor (pale spear-nosed bat)
Lineage: Eukaryota; Metazoa; Chordata; Mammalia; Chiroptera; Phyllostomidae
Gene: CDK5RAP3
Product: CDK5 regulatory subunit associated protein 3
Exons: 14
Coding region: 67-1632 (521 amino acids)
Biological process (GO): regulation of cyclin-dependent protein serine/threonine kinase activity; regulation of mitotic cell cycle
Cellular component (GO): endomembrane system
Source: RefSeq, a predicted model, not a curated record
AGGAGGCUGGUUUGUGCAUAAGUUGAAGCUCUGCCAUACAGGCGCUGGGUUGGUGGUAGGCGGGGCAUGCCUGGGUCGUCGGCCGGAAGCAGAAGUGGAGGAAAGAUGCAGGACCAUCAGCACGUGCCCAUCGACAUCCAGACCAGCAAGCUGCUCGACUGGCUGGUGGACAGAAGGCACUGCAGCCUGAAAUGGCAGAGUCUGGUGCUGACGAUCCGAGAGAAGAUCAACGCCGCCAUCCAGGACAUGCCUGAGAGCGAAGAGAUCGCCCAGCUGCUCUCUGGCUCCUACAUUCACUACUUCCACUGCCUGAGGAUCGUGGACCUUCUCAAAGGCACCGAAGCUUCCACCAAAAAUAUUUUUGGCCGGUACUCUUCGCAGCGAAUGAAGGAUUGGCAGGAGAUCGUGGCCCUGUAUGAGAAGGACAACAGCUACCUAGUGGAACUCUCCAGCCUGCUGGUUCGGAACGUCAACUAUGAGAUCCCGUCGCUGAAGAAGCAGAUCGCCAAGUGCCAGCAGCUGCAGCAGGAAUACAGCCGCAAGGAGGAGGAGGGCCAGGCCGGGGCCACCGAGAUGCGGGAGCAGUUCUACCACCUGUGCAAGCAGUACGGCAUCACGGGAGACAGCGUCCGAAGGGAGCUGCUGGCCCUGGUGAAGGAGCUGCCGAGCCAGCUGGCCGAGAUUGGGGCGAGGGCGCAGUCCCUGGGGGAAGCCAUUGACCUGUACCAGGCCUGUGUGGAGUUCGUGUGUGAAAGUGCCGGAGAGCAGGUGUUGCCGAUGCUGCGAUUCGUGCAGAAGCGGGGAAACUCCACGGUGUACGAGUGGAGGAUGGGGACGGAGCCCUCCGUGGUGGAGCGGCCGCACCUCGAGGAGCCUCCAGAGCAGGUGGAAGAAGAUGCGAUCGACUGGGGCGACUUCGGGGUGGAGGUGGCUUCUGAAGGGACUGACCCUGGCAUCUCAGCCCAGGCCGCUGGCAUCGACUGGGACAUCUCCCUGGAACCGGACUCAAAGGAAGCCGGGGAUGGCGGGAUAGACUGGGGCGACGAUGCUGCCGAUGCUGCUGCUUUGCAGAUCACCGUGCUGGAAGCCGGAACCGAGGCUCCGGAAGGCGUGGCCAGGGGCUCCGAUGCCCUGACACUUCUCGAGUACCCCGAGACCCGGAAUCAGUUCAUCGAUGAGCUCAUGGAGCUCGAGGUCUUCUUAGCCCAAAGAGCGGUGGAGAUGAGCGAGGAGGCAGACGUCCUGUCCAUCAGCCAGUUCCAGCUGGCGCCCGCCAUCCUGCAGGGCCAGACCAGAGAGAAGAUGGUUGCCAUGACGUCGGUGCUGCAGGACCUGAUUGGCCGGCUCACCAGUAUUCGGAUGCAGCACCUGUUUAUGAUCUUGGCCUCACCAAGGUAUGUGGACAGAGUGACCGAGUUCCUCCAGCAAAAGCUGAAGCAGUCCCAGCUGCUGGCGCUGAAGAAGCAGCUGAUGGUGCAGAAGCAGCAGGAAGCGCUUCAGGAGCAGGCAGCUCUGGAGCCCAAGCUGGACCUGCUGCUAGAGAAGACCAGGGAGCUGCAGAAGCUGAUCGAAGCCGACAUUUCCAAGCGGUACAACGGGCGCCCCGUGAACCUCAUAGGAACCUCUCUGUGACACUCUCCACGUUCCCCCUGCUCAUCCCCUGGGCCUUCAGGACGGAGCUGGGACAGCCGGGGCUGAUGUCCUGGGGCCCUUCCCGGCAGGAGGCCAGGCCGACUGGAGGGUGGAAAGCCACAUGCUGGAACCAUCGCCCAGGCGGUGACCUUGGCAUUCACUGUACUCUGCAAGAAGCUGUCCUGAUGGGCCCUGUGGCCUGUCAGCCUGAAACCAGCCCCUGCUUCUCGCCAUCGAGUUGGACUUAAUAAAAGAGGAAGAGACUCUGGCUUCAUUCCUG